Messenger RNA from Aspergillus nidulans FGSC A4, 936 nucleotides. RefSeq lists its product as uncharacterized. The record is from RefSeq and is a predicted model, not a curated record. The transcript has a single exon. Lineage: Eukaryota; Fungi; Ascomycota; Eurotiomycetes; Eurotiales; Aspergillaceae. The coding region runs from base 1 to 936 and encodes 311 amino acids.
AUGGCGGUGAUCUCGCUGGGAGUCUUCGAGCACAUCUCCAACUUUGAGUCUUGGGUUCGACAUGUCAAAGGAGCGGCCGCGUUGGUGGUUGCCCGCGGCAAAUCGCAAUUCGCCCGUAGGUCUGCCAUCCUGAUGUUCAACCAGGUGCGCGCCGAUAUGGCAACGGCUUGUAUCCAGACCGUGCAGCCGUUUCCGGCCGACUUGCAGGAGCUGCAGGAAGAGGCGACCAAAUAUACCGACCGUUGGGAUGCAUCAUGGCUAGCUGGCAUCCUCGCCACGCGGUGCGCAACUCUUUUCGCGGGCGUCGCAAAGAAGCAUCAGGACAAGUUUCUAGAGACACCCAGAUCCUGGGCGGACUUUCUAGAAGAAGCAAUCGCGAUUCAGAGUGAUUUUCAGCAUGUUCUUGAUAUGCUCGCUCUGCAAGAACCGUACAUAACUACCAGGGAACUCCGUGGGAGUACGACUUUCGUUUCUUGUAAUGGCCAAUAUGACCUAUACAAGACAACCUGGGCAAUAAGGCUUUGGAACAACUGUCGAACGGUGGAAAUUAUCGUUUGCAAGAUUAUAUGCUGGCUUAUAAACCAGAUCCUGACAGAGGAGUCGGCUCGUCCCGCUUCGAGCCAGCUGAAGCUUCAAUCAAAGCUCCGGUAUACCAUGCAGGUUAUUUCAAGACGAAGCACGGACAUCCUGGCCAGUGUUCCACAGGGUCUAGGGCUCGUCUCGGUCCCUGAUGCGGAUAUACCCCAGGAACCCAGCGUGUCGGGUGGGUAUAUGCUGAUCUGGAAUCUGUAUACCGUCGGUAAAUCUCCUGCUAUCAGUGCUCAAGAUCGCCAAUGGAUCAUCAAGCAACUGAAGGGUAUCAGUGAGCGCGCAAACAUUGCAAUGGCAUUCGAGCUCGCGAAGGAUCUUGUUAAAAUAGGACGAACUGAGCAUUGA